AUGUCAAUGCACAGUUUAUUAUUAUUGGUACUGUUAUUAUUUCUUUGUAUGAUGUCAGUCGAUAAUUCACCAAGCCUUUCAUCAACAAGCUUCUAUGAGAGACAACAAACCAGAUUCCAUCCUGUGGAGGAAGAAAUCAGGAAGAAGCGUUCGAAGUGGAUAAAACACACAUUGAGAAAAUCACCUAACUGCGUCAUAAAACAAGCUCUCACAUGGAAUCCCGAAGGUCAAACGAGAAGGAGAAGACACAAGAACACAUUACGCGGAGAAAUAGAGACAGACAUGAGAAGAAUGAACAAAACCUGGAUAGAACUAGCAAGGAAGGUCCAGGACAGAGUGGGUCGGAGAAUGCUGGUUGGCGGCAUAUGCUUCAUUGGGAGUAACAGGC
Messenger RNA from Schistosoma rodhaini, 388 nucleotides. Lineage: Eukaryota; Metazoa; Platyhelminthes; Trematoda; Strigeidida; Schistosomatidae. The record is from the annotation of a GenBank genome assembly.